AUGGACGAAGCAGUUGAUAGAGGACUUGUCCCUGGAGACUCGGCUCAAGAAAAUAUACUCCGUUCGGUACCGAGAGCAGAUGAUAAAACCGCCCCAGUGUCGAACAAUUCUAAUAAUAACAUUGUGGGAUACAAUAUUUCUUCUUUGGAUGUACCAUAUCCGUCAGCCUACCAAGAAGAUGUAACUUUAAGACCAGAAAUCAUAUCUUGUCAAGAUAUGGGAACUCCUGGCCGACAAAAUUACAAUGAUGGAGAUGAAUACAAAAAGUUUUUCGGUGACAAAAAUGUGAAAGAUGAAUAUUGUAAGAUCCAUGAUUGGGGCGUUGAUUCGCUGCAGAAGUGCACUAACACGACGAAUGAGAACAAUAAUUUACAACAGCAACAGACUAGCAACAAUGUCGCGGGUGAAAUCAAUACCGGCAUUACAGUAGUACCAUUCGAAUGUUUUCCUAACCAAGAAAGAAUCCGAACAAUGCAAGCAUCCUUGGGGAAACUGCUUCGAAUUGGUACCUUGGCGGGCACUACGUGGACGACAGAAAAUCCGAAAACACUGUGUCGUCUUAUACUCCCGGAUAAUCACUCUGUCGAAGAGGGAGAUUCUUCUUUCGUGUCUCAAGUGCCAAAGAAUGGUGGAGAUAAUGAAUCGCACGGGUGUUGCAAUAAUCCAAACAAUCCACUCAUGAUCGUUGAAAAGAUCGUAAGCGAAUCCGAUCGUCUUCGUGUUACAUCCUUUAUUGGUAUUAAGAUCCAAAGCGAAGCCCAACCAGAUAAUCUUAAAAACUAUAUGGCGCAGGUUAAACGGUAUGGUUUCGAUCACAUCAUCAUUAUUGGUAAGCUCUAUUGUGGAAUCCUUUUCCUGGACUGUUAUGGUCGCAUAUUUGAAUGGGAUCCCAUGGAUCUUUUGUUAUGGCCACUCGGGGAUUAUUUCAAAGGGGUAGUGAAUAAAUUCAAUACUAACCGGGUGGCGUGGGGCAUGGCAAACGAUGGAAGUGUAUUUGAGGUCGAAAACUAUUUACUAAACAAACUAGAUGAACACAAUACCCAUCUUUUUCCAAAGAAAGGCAAGAAAAGUAAAAACUCGAAAAAGAAUAAGCAUCACUGA
Messenger RNA from Acaulospora morrowiae, 1101 nucleotides. NCBI's taxonomy places the organism in Eukaryota, Fungi, Glomeromycota, Glomeromycetes, Diversisporales, Acaulosporaceae. The record is from the annotation of a GenBank genome assembly.